AUAGGAAAGUGGCAUCUUGGGAUGAACUGUGAAAGCAGUAAUGACUUCUGUCACCACCCCCUCAGUCAUGGAUUUGAUUACUUUUAUGGGCUUACCGUGACCAAUUUGAGAGACUGUAAACCUGGCCAAGGCAGCGUAUUUUUAAAAGCCAUUCAGAAAUCCCUUGUCAUCCCAAUCCAAAUCGCUGGAAUCACCCUGGUCUCUUUGGCAAUAAUGCAGUACAUUGGCCUCCUCAAAGUACCUUUCCAAGCACUGGGUUACUGCUUGUUAAUAACCGCUAUUUUACUUGCGGUUUUGAUUUUUUUCUUUUAUCAUUUUCGACACUUGAACUGCUUCUUAAUGAGGGAUCAUCAGAUCAUCCAGCAACCACUGUCCUAUGAGAACCUUACUCAGAGACUGACAAAGGAAGCCGUGCAGUUUAUAAGAAGGAACACUGAUGCACCAUUUCUUCUUGUCCUGUCUUAUCUUCAUGUCCAUACUGCUCUUCAUGCUUCAGGAAAUUUCAGAGGAAAGAGCAAGCACGGUUUAUAUGGAGAUGCAGUGGAGGAAAUGGACUGGAGUGUGGGGCAGGUUCUGCAUGUGCUGGAGAAACAUAAUCUGAGUGAUAAAACUCUUGUAUACUUUACAUCUGACCAAGGGGCUCAUGUGGAAGAAAUCUCCAGUUUUGGAGAAGUCCAUGGAGGAUACAAUGGCAUAUAUAAAGGUGGAAAAUCAACGAACUGGGAAGGAGGUAUUCGUGUGCCAGGGCUUAUCUGUUGGCCUGGAGUGAUACAGGCUGGUACCUAUAUUGAUGAGCCAACAAGUAACAUGGAUAUAUUUCCUACCAUAGCCAACCUUGCCGAGGCACAGUUACCCUCUGACAGAAUUAUUGAUGGACAUGAUCUGAUGCCCUUACUUCAAGGAAAAGUUACCCGAUCCAAGCAUGAAUUUCUCUUCCAUUACUGUAAUGCAUAUUUAAAUGCAGUGCGCUGGCAUCCAGGAAACAGUGAAUCUGUCUGGAAAGUCUUCUUCUUUACUCCAAACUUCAGUCCUGAAGACUCCAAUGGUUGCUACAAUUCUCACGUUUGCUUCUGCCAUGGAAGAUUCAUCACAAGGCAUGAUCCCCCACUGCUUUUCGAUCUCUCCAGAGACCCUGAAGAGAGAGUCCCACUGACUCCAGAAACGGAGAGCCGUUUCUACGAAAUCCUCAAGGUCAUACACCUAGCAGUAGACAACCACACCAGGUCCCUUCAUGCUGUCCCUGACCAGCUGUCAUGGGACAACCUUAUCUGGAAGCCGUGGCUCCAGCUGUGCUGCUCAUCCCUCUUUCAGUCUUGCUACUGUGACUAUGACUCGGAAGGGAGUUUGCUGGAGGUGCAUUCAGGAUAA
Molecule: messenger RNA, 1368 nt
Organism: Pterocles gutturalis (yellow-throated sandgrouse)
Lineage: Eukaryota; Metazoa; Chordata; Aves; Pterocliformes; Pteroclidae
Gene: STS
Product: steroid sulfatase (microsomal), isozyme S
Exons: 6
Molecular function (GO): arylsulfatase activity
Source: RefSeq, a predicted model, not a curated record